This is a messenger RNA of Panicum virgatum (switchgrass), 726 nucleotides long. RefSeq names its product ergosterol biosynthetic protein 28-like. NCBI's taxonomy places the organism in Eukaryota, Viridiplantae, Streptophyta, Magnoliopsida, Poales, Poaceae. The record is from RefSeq and is a predicted model, not a curated record. The transcript has 3 exons. Gene Ontology annotation, molecular function: protein-macromolecule adaptor activity. Bases 122 to 559 code for a protein of 145 amino acids. Gene Ontology annotation, cellular component: membrane; endoplasmic reticulum.
UCCCAUUAUCUGUUCAAGAAAAAAAAAAAGUACUCCUGAUCCUGCUCGCAGAGCGAAGACCCUUUGCACUCUAGUGCGUCUUUUGGUCGCAGUGGCAGUCGCAGCCAGGGCAAAAUAAGCCAUGGCUGGAGCAUGCACGAAGCCCAUCGGCGGCGUGCCGGCGCUGGGGUGGUGGCUCAUCGCCGCCGGCACCUUCCGCUCCGCCUACACCUUGUCCUGCUUCUUCGGCUCCGCGGCGAUGUGCUCGGUCAUCUACUCCGACAUGCCGAUGACCGAUGAACAUGGGCGAACGGUCGCGGUGUGGACUCUGCUAUCGUGCACGCUGUGCUUCCGGUGCGCCUUCAACAUCGGCAGCAAGCCGAUCUACGCGGCCACCUUCCUGUCCUUCUUCUAUGCCCUCGGCUACCUAACCAUCGAGUGCCUGGUGUACCAUACCAUCCAUGCAGCUAGACUCUCCCUAGUCAUCCUCAUCGCAGGGACAUCCAUGAUUUGGAUGCUUCUUCAGUGGAACUCUAAUGGCCAUGAAACCCGGCCCCAUGAGGCUGCCAAGCAGCAAUGAUAUAUCAUGGUUCUUUUCCUGUCAAAAUAAAAUAACGGGCGUUGUUGAAGUAUAAGUAAACUGUCCGUCUUUCCUUAUAAGCUUAAACUUUUGGAUUGAGUUGGUUGGUGCAUGCAACUCAAUAUGAUAUAUCAGAACGCAAUUAAAUAAAAUAAUUACAACUGACU